Antechinus flavipes (yellow-footed antechinus) is the source of this 7136-nucleotide messenger RNA. RefSeq names its product Wnt family member 2 (gene WNT2). Gene Ontology annotation, molecular function: frizzled binding; cytokine activity. The transcript has 5 exons. Gene Ontology annotation, cellular component: extracellular region. Gene Ontology annotation, biological process: cell fate commitment; multicellular organism development; canonical Wnt signaling pathway. The coding region runs from base 1575 to 2657 and encodes 360 amino acids. The record is from RefSeq and is a predicted model, not a curated record. Lineage: Eukaryota; Metazoa; Chordata; Mammalia; Dasyuromorphia; Dasyuridae.
AUCGGUCAGUUGAGAUUGGUGCUGUCCCCCCUGCCCACGUCCAGACCCAUCAGUUUCACAGAGACAUAAACCGAGUAUGGGGGUUGAAUUCUUUCAUCUUGGCAGACUGUCAGAGACAGAGAGGAGGACCCCUGCCUUUCCUCCUAUACACACACUCUCCCUCUGUUGGAGCAGUAGAGGACCUACCAUUUGGAAGAGACCCGCUCCCUUUACCUUGCGAGGCUAUUUCUCUUGGUUUGUCAGUGACCUGCACAGAGGAACGAUAUGUGGGGGAAAAUAUAAUUGGCCAAGAAUUAUUGACUGGCCAAAGUUGGGAGGAGGUCAAUAAGGUUAAGCGAAAGGGAUAUGCUCAUUGCUCAGAACCUUUGAAUCGUUUAUUAAAGACGAUGCUGAAGGUUGAGUCCACAUUGUCUUCUUUUUCCUAUCCUUAAACUACUUUAGAUAUAUUGUGCCAUAAUCGUUCUUAAUUUUUUUUUCUUUCAUGAGUUAAGCACCUAUUGUAAGCUAAGCAUUUAAGCUGGAUGUACAGAUCCUCAUAAUCAUUCAUUCCCAUCUCACUCUUUCUAGGGACAUAAAUUAAGCACCUAUUUACCAAAAUUUUAGUCUAGGAUCGGAAAAUGCGGACAAAAAUAAAAUAGACCCUACUUCUCAGCUUUAAGGAGAUGAGUGAGGAGACAGAGAGAUUCACUGAAUUACCGUCUCUAUAGUUCCCUCCGUUUAUCCGCCUGCUAAAUUUCCUAUCUGUUUUGCCUGUUUGCCCGCCUGUCCGUCCAUCUACCUGUCUGCUUGCCUAUUUGUCUGUUUUCAGCCCCUCUGAGACCAGUGUUUGUGUGGACACCUUCCCCCCCGACACUUCCCCUCUCCCUUCGCGGCGGAGUAAAGCACGCCCCAAGAGAUUUCGCUUUGCCCGAGGGUGAGGGUGUCUUCCCCUCUCUAGCCGGUGCAUGCUAUCUAAAUCCCGGAGGCUUGAGCUACUAGGGCUGUUCUGUGUGAGGAGACUGCAAGGUGACUGCCAGCUUCCUCGGGUUUUCCGAGCAUAGUCAGAGGUGUUUCCCCCCCUUCCACUUCUGUCCCCCCACCCCUACUCUGAACGUCUCUUGACAUCAUUUCAUCCAUCAGAGCUUAAAAAAAAAAAAAAGCCACCCACCCAGUGUGUAAGCAGAACCCUCCUCAUCUCCACAGCCGUGCCUGCGCUCAGGCUGCGGAGAAGACAAGAAUGGGAACAGGGGCACGGAAGGGAAGCAGACUUGCCCUCCUCGUGCGGUCCUUUCUUCCCGUAGCCUGGGAAUUCGCUUCGGGGUGAGGCGCUCACACGGGGGCUGGAGGUCAUCCCUGACCUUGAGCUCGCUCACUCCCUCUCCGUGUGAAACUUAUCAGUGAGUCUCGCCACUCGCAGACGCGAGAAGGGGGCGGGGGGGAAGUAGGCUGCCGUGACGGGACGGGACGGGACGGGACUGGAGACGCUCUCCCCGCGGCUGCUGCUGAGUGUUUCUUGUCCCCGUUAUUUCUGUUCCAUGGGAUGGACCCCGCACGCACAUUGUGUCUGACCUGAUGCGGACUGAAGGGUGUUUAAUAUGAACUCCUCCUCUCUCUUUGGAAUCUGGCUUUCUGUUCCUCUGAUCUUAUCCUGGGUAACCCCACAAGUCAGCUCUUCAUGGUGGUACAUGAGAGCUGUGGGCUCCUCAAGGGUCAUGUGUGACAACGUGCCAGGCCUGGUCAGCCGCCAACGCCAGCUGUGUCACCGGCACCCAGAAGUGAUGCGCUCCAUUGGCCUGGGUGUAGCAGAGUGGACUGCAGAGUGUCAGCACCAGUUCCGACAGCACCGCUGGAACUGCCAUACCCUGGACAGAGACCACAAUCUCUUUGGCAAGGUCCUGCUCCGAAGUAGUCGAGAGGCUGCCUUUGUGUACGCCAUCUCCUCCGCCGGAGUCGUAUAUGCCAUCACCAGGGCCUGUAGCCAAGGAGAAUUAAAAUCUUGCUCCUGUGACCCUAAGAAGAAAGGAACUUCUAAAGAUAGCAAAGGCACUUUUGAUUGGGGUGGAUGCAGUGAUAACAUUGACUAUGGGAUCAAAUUUGCCCGAGCAUUUGUGGAUGCCAAGGAAAGGAAAGGAAAAGAUGCUCGAGCAUUGAUGAACCUUCACAAUAACAGAGCUGGAAGGAAGGCUGUAAAGCGGUUCUUGAAACAAGAAUGCAAAUGCCAUGGGGUGAGUGGAUCCUGUACCCUGAGGACCUGCUGGCUGGCCAUGGCUGACUUUAGAAAGACGGGAGAUUAUCUUUGGAAGAAAUAUAACGGGGCCAUCCAGGUGGUCAUGAAUCAAGAUGGCACUGGUUUCACUGUGGCUAACAAGAGAUUUAAGAAACCAACCAAAAAUGACCUGGUCUAUUUUGAGAACUCUCCAGACUACUGUAUCAGGGACCGAGAUGCAGGUUCCCUGGGUACUGCGGGUCGUGUGUGCAACCUGACUUCCCGCGGCAUGGACAGCUGUGAAGUCAUGUGCUGUGGAAGGGGCUAUGAUACCUCCCGAGUCACCCGAAUGACCAAAUGCGAGUGUAAGUUCCACUGGUGCUGUGCCGUGCGCUGCCAGGACUGCUUGGAGGUGGUGGACGUGCACACGUGCAAAGCCCCCAAGAGUCCCGACUGGGUGGCGCCCACAUGACCCAUGCAUCAGCCAGCUGCCUUUUCUCCCCUGGGACUCAAUUUGAUCUGCAGAGACACUGGACUGUGGGGUUCCCCUCCAGGGGGGCAUGUUUCUUAAAGUGUACGGCAGGCACUUUGACUCAUCAGAAGCCACCUCUCCCUUCCUGGUGCCUCCAGGACUGUGUAGUGCAUAUAAGUUAUAUUCUAUUCUAUUUACAUUACUGGGUUGUUACACUUCCCUGUGACAUAGCUAUGGAACAUCAUGAGGUCUUUUGUACUUGGGAGGGUUUUUUUUUGUGGGAGGGUGGGAGAGAAGAGAGAGAGAGCUUGUCUUUGUUCUUCCCAAACUCCCCCCAAAAGUUGACCAGGAAACAAAGAAGUUCAAAUGAUAUUUCUCUGUUUUUCAACCGAAUAUUCACAGCUAAGUGAUCUCAUGAAAAUUUCAUAAAACUUCCACUAAAUUAUCUCAUAGUUCCUAGAAGGACCAUGACAAGCUUUUUUACUUUGUUGUUUUUGGUCUGAUCAAGAGAUUUUAAGAGACACCAGCAUUAUCUGGUAAUUGGUAACUAACAAGAUUUAAAUACACCACAAAUUUGAAAUGUGUGUUUUUCCAAGGCCAUUUGAAAUUCAGCAUUUAUACCAGGGUAAUAAGAUGGGGAAAAGCUCAUGCUGAGUAAUAUUUUAAUUCCCUAAUAUAGAAUAUCUUAGGUGGAGAAAACGAACAUUUUAUUUUCUAUGGAAAGAUGCUGAAAUUUCUGGGACAUGAAAAACUCAUUUGGAGAGGGACUUCUUUCUUUCCCUAUAUAUAUAUAUAUAAAUAAGACCUGAAACAAGUAAGAGCAAUAUUUUCUGCUUCUCAGGUAAGGUAAUUACAGAAGAUAAGAAUUUCUUGAUUGAAUACCUGAUAAUGCUUCUGUAUAGAUGAGCCAGAAAAUAGGAAUUGAAUUCCUAUUUGGUGUUUGCCAUGUGAAUCACAGAGUCUUAUAACUGGAACACUUUGAUAAAGAUCGCUCUUGGGAUGACAGGGCCAGGAAUGAAAAUGCUGAUGACAAGGUUUCCAUAGCUAACCUAGUAACUGCAGAAGCCUUGAGUAUAAACAGAUUGCAAAAGGGUGGCCCAAAUGGUGUAAGGAGUGCCUCUGAGGACCAACAGUACUAAAAGUACAAUUUUAACACCCAUUGAUUUAAUUUUAAUCAUGCUUUUUUUUUGAUGAUUAUAAGAGGAUGUGGUCCUGACCUAAGGCAAAUGACACAUAGCCUUGCUUACAAACUCCAUAACCAUAAUGUAUUAUGUUGCAAAAAAUAUGAGCUUUGAGAACUAUAUUAAAGUGGCUCAGCUGUAAUUAUGGAAUACUAAUAUGCAAAUUGUGAUCUCCUUCUGCUUUGAGUUAAAAAAUAGCAUUUGCAAAAAAUCACAAAGCUGAAUAUUAAGCUAAAUGAAUGAGAAGUGAAAUGAGUGGAAAUAUUCCUUGCUACCUCUGGCUAUUAGAUUCUCGUUCUAAGUUUAAUUUCCAGUAUAGAAAAUUAAUUUUAGCAGUAUAUUAUCAAUAUGCACACUGAAAUAAGUUUAAGAAAUCAUUUAUUUAAUCAGAAUAGAUAUUUCUUUUCAGUCUUCUUUGUAAGGUUGUGUUCUAUAUCCCACCCCCUAAGUGCAUGAACUCAAAGGUUCUAUUCUGGGGUUCUUUCCUCUUUUCUCUCUCUAUACUCUCUCUUGGGAAAUUCUUUAGCUCUCCUGAAUUCAGGUCUCUACUCUGUGCAGAUGAUUCUUCUAUCUAUAUUAUCAGGCCUCAUCUCUCUCCUGAGCUCCAUUAUUUCAUCAAUUGUCUACUGAACAUUUCAAACUGUAAGGAUUAAAUUCAACUUGUCUGAAGUAGAACCCAUUAUCUUUCCCUCUUUAUAACGUCCCUUUUUCUGUUGAGAGCAACAGCAUCCUUCUAAGUCACUCAGGUUCACACUCUGGUAUUAUCCUUGACUCUUUACCUUCUCCCUCAUCCCCUAUACUCAAUCAGUUUUUAAUAUCUUGUUGAUAUUCCCUCCACAAUAUUUGUUAUGCUAAUUUUUUUCUCUUUAUUCACAAGGUCAUCAUCCUGAUUCAGACCUUCAUUACUUCUCAUCUGAACUAUUCUAAUAGCCUCCAAAUUGGCCUUCCUGCCUCUGGUUUUCCACUUUUCCUACUAAUCCAUCCUCCAUAUUCCUGUCAAAUUGUUCUACCUAAAACACAGGACCCCCAUGAGCAAGAAAAUCCCUUUACUUUGGAGUUAAAACACAAAUUCCUUUAUUUGGCAUGCAAAGCAUUUCACAAUCUGGCUAUCUUUCUAGACUUGCUGUACAUUACUAUACUUCACAUACUUGAUAUUCCACCCAAACUGUUCUCCUUACUCUUCCCCACAUAGAACAUUCCAUCUUCCAUCUCAUGCUUUUGCAGUCAGUCUUUCAUAGCUAAAAUACACUUUCUUCUCACUUCUUCUAAGAAUCCCUAGCUCCCUUCAAGUCUCAGUUCAAGUACAAUCUUCCUUCAUGGGGUUUAUCCUGAGCUGCAUUUGCUAGUGUUCUUUCCCCCAAGAAAUUAUUUAUAUUUUGUUUGCAUGUAUUUUAUAUUUUCUUACCUAUAUCCAUGUUAUUGGGUUUUUUUUUUUUAAAUAGAUAGCUCCUUGAGGGCAGUGACCAUUUUUUUCUUUGCAUCCCCAGCACCUGUACAGUGUCUGACACACAGUCAAUUCUCAAUAAAUGUUUGUUGAAUGAAUGAAUUGAUGAAGGUAGCAAUUCCUCCACACCCUAUUGGUUUUUAUCAAUUUCUGUGGACAAAAGCAAUUAAUCACUUGAUAACUAUCCUUCCAAGGAUAAGCCUGGCCAAAUUUAAUUAGACUAGACCUUUAAUGACAGCCUUAUCAUUGCAUCCAUACUUAAAACCUUUCAAGCUUGGUAGGACCUAGCAAAACUUGUGCAUGACUGACAGUCUAAAGUAACUCAUGUUCAUCUUUGUGUCAUGUAAAGCAUUAGGAUGGAGCUUAAGAGAAGGAGCUAUAAAUUCAUUUCUUUCUUAUUACCCUGCUGGCAAUCACUGACUUUUUUUUUUAAUAUUAGCUUUUUAUUUAUUUUUAAAAAUAACUUUUUAUUGACAGAACCCAUGCCAGGGUAAUUUUUUACAACAUUAUCCCUUGCACUCACUUCUGUUUCGAUUUUUCCCCCUCCCUCCCUCUUCCUCCUCCCCCAGAUGGCAAGCAGUCCUAUACAUGUUAAAUAUGUCACAGUAUAUCUUAGAUACAGAAGGUAGAAAUAACCCGUGAAGAAAAACAAAAAAUGCAAAUAGUUUACAUUCAUUUCCCAGUGUUCUUUCUUUGGGUGUAGCUGCAUCUGUCCAUCAUUAUUCAAUUGAGACUGAGUUAGAUCUCUUUGUCAAAGAAAUCCACUUCCAUCAGAAUACAUCCUCAUACAGUAUCAUUGUUGAAGUAUUUAAUGAUCUCCUAGUUCUGCUCAUUCACUUAACAUCAGUUCAUGUAAGUCUCUCCAUAGCUUUUUAUUUUCAAAAUACAUGCAAAAAUAGUUUUCGACAUUCACCCUUGUAAAACCUUGUGUGCCAAAUUUUUCCCUCCCUUCCCCUACCAACCUCCCCUAGACAUCAAGUAAUCCAAUAUAUGUUAAACAUGUACAAUUCUUCUAUAUGCAUUUCCACAUUUAUCCUGAUACACAAGAAAAAUCAGAUCAAGAAGGAAAAAAAUGAGAAAGAAAAAGCAAGCAAACAAGAACAAAAGGAUGAAAAUGUUAUGUUGUGACCCACAUUCAGUUCCCACAGUCCUCUCUCUGGGUGCAGAUGGCUCUCUCCAUCACAAGUCUCCAUCACAAGAAUUUCCCCAAUCAUCCCAUUGUUGAAAAGAGUCAUGUCAAUUAGAGUUGAUCAGAACAUAAUCUUGCUCUUGCCACAUACAAUGUUCUCUUGGUUCGGCUCAUUUCACUCAGCAUCAGUUCAUGUAAGUCUCUCCAGGCCUUUCUGAAAUCAUCCUGCUGAUAGUUUCUUAUAGAACAAUAAUAUUCCAUAACAUUCACAGACCACAACUUAUUCUGCCAUUCUCCAACUGAUGGGCAUCUAUUCAGUUUCCAGUCUUUUGCCACUAUGAAAAGGGCUGCCACAAAGAUUUUUGCACACGUAGGUCCCUUUCCGUUCUUUAAGAUCUCUUUGGGAUAUAAGCCCAGUAGUAGCACUGCUGGAUCAAAGCAUAUGCACAAUCUGAUAUCCCUUUGGACAUAAUUCCAUAUUGCUCUCCAGAAUGGUUGGAUCCAUUCACAACUCCACCAACCAUGCAUCAGUGUCCCAGUUUUUCCACAUCCCCUCCAAUAUUUAUAAUUAUCUUUUCCUGUCAUCUUAGCCAAUCUGAGAGGUGUGUAGUAGUACUUCAGUGUUGUCUCAAUUUGCUUUUCUCUAAUCAAUAGUGAUUUAAAAGCAGUUUUUCAUAUGACUAGAAAUGGUUUUAAUUUUUGCAACUGACACUUUAUUUUUUUUU